Ananas comosus (pineapple) is the source of this 1967-nucleotide messenger RNA. RefSeq lists its product as uncharacterized. The record is from RefSeq and is a predicted model, not a curated record. Bases 34 to 1116 code for a protein of 360 amino acids. The transcript is spliced from 7 exons. Lineage: Eukaryota; Viridiplantae; Streptophyta; Magnoliopsida; Poales; Bromeliaceae.
UCUCAAAUUCUCUAUCUCCAUCUCCACACACACAUGGAUGAGCCAAGCGAGGGGAAUGCAGUAGAAACCUUGGAUAUUGGGCUGUGUCGAGAAGCCCAUCAAAUGGGCUGCUUGAUCGGGAAGCGCUUCUCCGGCUUAAUCAAAAGCCGAGUUGCCACGGACCUCACCCUCCAGAAGCAGCUUCUCCCUUUUGCUCGCACCCCUCGAGCUAAAUCACUUUUGGAAGCUCUAGAAACUAGCAAUAGAGAGAGGUACCCCAGGUACUGGGACGAGCUUCUUGGGACUGCAGUGGGGAGUGGUGUUCCAUUUCUUCAUAUAAUGUUGCUGAAUUUUAGAAAAGAAAUACUACCCUUUAUUCCCAAUGAGAGGAUAAAGGAAAAGGAAGAAGCUGUGGAUGAUGAUUGCUCGGAUGUUCUCGUCGUCGAUGAGUCCAUGGCCUUCGCCGCACACAAUGAAGAUGCCAACGUAGCUCUUCUGGGCCACACCUUCUUGGUGAGAGCAGAACUUCCAAAUGGGCUCUCAUUCACUGCUUACACCUAUGCAGGGGAGCUCCCAAGCUGUGCAUUUGGAUUCAACAGCAAUGGAUUGGCUUUUACACUAAAUUCAGUGCCUCCGUCCAACGACGAAAUCGCCGCAGGGGGUGUCGGUCGGAAUUUCGUAUCGAGAGAUCUCCUCGAAGCAACUGGCCUUGCUGAUGCAGUGAAUAGAAUUCGGUCGCCGAAUGUUUCAGUGGGCCACUGCUACAAUUUGGUAGAUGUAAGAAACCGUCGGAUUCUGAACGUCGAGACAACAUCUCAGAACCGAUUUUCUGUUCGCGAAGUCGGAGCAACGCCUUUCUUCCACGCAAACAUGUACCUGCAUCUUCAAGUAAAACAGCUACAAGAUGAGAACUCCAUCUGCCGACAACGACGAGCGGCUUUACUUUCCGUAGAGUCGAAAGAAGAGGCAUUGCAAAUUCUUGGAGAUGCUGCAGAUGAGAAAUUUCCAAUCUUCAUGACAGGUCCAACACUACACACCCUAUGCACAGUGCUUAUCGAUCUAGAUGAGCAAACUAUGACCAUAUUCAAAGGCAACCCAAAGAAAAGAGAAAUAUCACACGUGUUUCGGAUCGAUUAGAGGAACAUGAGUUGCUGCUGACAGAAGAAUCAGUUCAUGCAGUUCAUUUUCCGGUCAGAAACUUCAGACUAAACUUUGCGAGGGCUUUGUAAUAGCAGAAUCAAUAGUCUGCAAGUGAAUGAUUAUUGCUGCAAAUUUUAGUGUGCUAGACCCAAUAAAGGCGAAUAAUGGCAUUCUCAGCAGAAUUUCAAUGUGUGCUAGUUUCGACAAAUGCCUAUCAGACAGUGAUCAAACAAAGCGUGAUGAGGUGGACUCACGAAUAACUUACUUCGACAUCCAAACAGGCCCUUAAUGUAUCAGAAAAGUAUUAUGACAAACAUGCGCUCACAAGCAUCACCGUCAUAUGUGUCUCUUUCUAAGAAAUGACAGCUCAAAGUUUACAAACAGAGAAACUCACAGCUCCACAUAUCGUUUUGUUCUGUUGCAAUGUGGUGUGUCCAUAUUGAUCCGUUCAAAUUCAACUCGAUCCAUAUAAAAUGUAGAUUGGAAUUUAUCCUAAUAAGAAUAAGGAUGAAUUAUAUGUUUCUUAUUAAUUAAGAAACAUAUCUCCCGACGGAUAUAUCAAUAGAAAUCUUGAUCUUAAUCUCUAUUUUAAGGGGUCCUAAUAAACUAUAAAUACGACCCUUUCUCUCGAAUUUCAAACGUACGGAAUAAUAGAGAUUCUUUUCGUUCUCGGAGUUUUGGAGUGAAGUCGAGAUACAUGGAAGGUCCAAGAGGCAAGAACAAUUCAAGACAAGAAGGCUAGUGAAAUAAGAAACCCAAUCCGUUAUUGGUUUGUGGAUACAUUGUCUAUUCAAUUUGUAAGCCUUCGCUGCUCUCCUAUUCCAACAAUGGGUAUCAGAGUCAUUUUA